AUGGACUAAGUAAACACAUAGUAACUAAUGGGUUUUAUAUAGCUAUUUGCCUCUCUAUUUACGAGGUAAUUAGGUUAAAAAUAAUUAUAUUUUAAUCUCUUGAUCCAGAGAUUAUUUUUUUUGGCUAGCUCUUCAGCAUUUCAAUUUUUACUAUAGGUCGUUUAUGCAAUUAAAAUAUUUUAACUAAAGAUAUUUUGCUUUUUUUAGAACUGCUUUCUUUGUAAAAAGAUAUUGAGCCUGCACUAUCUCCGACUAAGAAUGUAUUAUCAGAUAACUUACAAAUAUCAGUUGUUAUACUGUUAUUGA
Molecule: messenger RNA, 306 nt
Organism: Tetrahymena thermophila SB210
Lineage: Eukaryota; Ciliophora; Oligohymenophorea; Hymenostomatida; Tetrahymenidae
Product: transmembrane protein, putative
Exons: 1
Source: RefSeq, a predicted model, not a curated record